This is a messenger RNA of Candoia aspera, 3786 nucleotides long. It is a transcript of the gene CBX8, whose product is annotated as chromobox 8. The record is from RefSeq and is a predicted model, not a curated record. Gene Ontology annotation, molecular function: chromatin binding. The transcript is spliced from 5 exons. Gene Ontology annotation, cellular component: chromatin; PRC1 complex. Bases 255 to 1337 code for a protein of 360 amino acids. Gene Ontology annotation, biological process: negative regulation of transcription by RNA polymerase II. Lineage: Eukaryota; Metazoa; Chordata; Lepidosauria; Squamata; Candoiidae.
GCCGAGCCGGGGCUUCGGCAAGAGCGGCCUCUCCAGUCGCCGGGCGGCUGGGCGGCUGGGCGGGCGGGCGCAGGAGGCAGGCAGGCAAAGCCAGCAACAAGUGCGCAGGAAGGCAGGCAGGCAGGCAGGCAGGCGAGGCGAGGGAGGGCGAAAGCUGACGUCAGCGAGCGGAGUAUUAUGGUCUGGGCUGUGCUGGCCGCCGCCGCCGCCGCUGCCGCCGCCGCUGCUUUUCUGCUGCCAGCGGCCGAGUAAACAUGGAGCUCUCCGCCGUGGGCGAGAGGGUCUUCGCGGCUGAGGCCUUGCUCAAGAGACGCAUCCGUAAAGGUCGUAUGGAAUAUCUGGUGAAAUGGAAAGGCUGGUCUCAGAAAUACAGCACCUGGGAACCAGAGGAAAACAUUCUUGAUGCCCGUCUGCUUGCUGCUUUUGAGGAAAGGGAAAGAGAAAUGGAACUUUAUGGUCCUAAGAAACGUGGCCCCAAACCCAAAACCUUCCUUUUAAAGGCCCAGGCCAAAGCCAAAGCCAAAACCUAUGAAUUCCGCAGUGACUCUGCUAGGGGCAUCCGGGUGCCUUAUCCUGGACGGUCUCCCCAGGAGCUUGGCUCUACCUCCCGGGCUAGAGAAGGACUGAGACAGAUCCCACUGCCCCCUCAAAGCAGCUCCACCACUGCUACCCCCAACAUGCCCCGAAUGGAGAUGAUCCAGGAAAACAGGGUGGGGGCAGAGGAAGACCGAUCUGAAGGCUCCUUUAAAAAGCGAGGGCCAAAGCCCAGGAAAGACCUGCCUGAAAUGGCAGACGUUACCUCCAAGCGGAAAUCAAUGGAGCCUGGGGACAAGAUGGUGGUGGACUACCUGAAAGCCAGAAAAUUGGAAGAGGCAGCUAACUCUGGGGCAGCAAAAUUCAGUUCAGGACACAGUGUGAUCCAGCUAGCCCGGAGACGGGAGCCUGAAUUACCCAGUGCUGUUUCCAAUCCCAGGGCAGAAGCUGGUGUUAAGCUGGGUGCAUCUGAGACUUACCCUCCUAGACUGACCAAGCACAGGGCGGAUUUCCUGGAUCCAAAAGGGCAAAGUGGUUUGGACUUGGGGACUCCUAAGAUCUUGCACAGCUCUGCAAACCAAGGCAGCUUGUAUCGAGAUGGCAUAGGGACGCAGGCUGGCAGGCCUUCCCUCAUCGCCCGCAUCCCUGUCUCCCGGAUCCUGGGUGACCCAGAAGAAGAAGCAUGGAGCCCAUCUCUCAACAAUUUGGAGAAAGUAGUAGUGACUGAUGUGACAUCCAAUUUCUUGACAGUAACCAUCAAGGAGAGCAGCACAGACCAAGGCUUCUUUAAAGAAAAGCGGUGAAUUCCUUGGGAGAAGAGGAGAAGUCAUUGAAAGGCUUUGGAUAGAGGUUGGCUGACUUGGGAUUUUUAAAAACUUUUAUUUUUAAACUUUUUCUGGACAGGCUUGCAUUUCAAAUUAUCUGUCCCUAAUUCUUUCUUUAUACCCACCCCCCCAACCUUGCCACCUUGCCACCAAUUUCAAUUUUGGUUGAAAAAAUUAUCUCUAGAGUUAUAUUUUCUAUUAGAUGUAAAUAUGUUAUUUAAAGAAAAAUACAUAUAUAUAUCUAUAUACAUACAUAUAAAUAUAUAUAUUUCAACUCUAAGUUGUUUGAUUGUUGCUUUUUUAAUUUAAAGCUUUUGGAGAAGGAUAAUAAAACAGAAGUGAUGCAUCUCUUGCCUCAACUGCAAGAGCUGGUGUAGAUAAUGAAUGAUCUUGUUAGCUAAUCACAACAUCUUAAUUUAGGGUUUUUUUUUUCAAUUGUUUCCACUCCCUUCCCACAAAUAUGAUGUUGACUGAUAAUAUGGGGAUAUUAUAUUCAUCUGGGAACUAAAAGAGCUCCAGGUUUUUUUUAAUUAUUGUUAUAUUAUAAGGUGUUGCUUUGUACAAUCAAGUGUGCUAUAUACACAACUGUUCUGGCUGGACAGCUGAAGUAAGCACUUGACUUUACAGUAUUGUCUUGCUUUGUUUUGCUCCAGUUGAAAAAAAGUUGUUGUUCUAAAAAGUGUCCAUUAAAAACAGUUGAAAGAUGUUUUAGCAAAGAAGUAUUAACUUGAAUACCUUUUCUUGCAAGGGAGAAGGGGAUGUGUAAGAUUUUUAAAAAAAGUGUAGCUGCUGUUAUGCACUUUAAUAUGACUGUCAUAGAGGGAAGGUGGGAAUAGUAGAAGAAGGAAUUGAGCUGAUAGUUUAGUUUAACUUUGGAUUUUUUUUUCUUCAUCCCUUCCCUGCUCACUCCAAUAAGAAAAUCUGUUUACAUUCCUUACAUGCCAGAAAGUUGGGGAGGAAAGCAUCUGACUGGUCAUAUUUUCAAUGUUCCUGCUGUUAUAUUGAAAGUGGAUUUUCCAUCUUCCCCCAGUGUUUGCAGUUCCUUUGUAGGCUAUUAGAUGAAUUUUAAUGUGUGGCAUAAAAUCAUUGUUUUCUUCAUACAUCUCAGUCUCAUAGAAAACAACUUCCCAUGUAAUGUUGCGGGGAAAGACCAGUUUCAAAGUUAGCUGUUUUUAGAGCUAGAUUUCUUUCUUUUUUUCUUCAUUUUCUAGAAAGAAACAUCUGAUCUCACAGUCCCCCCAUGAGAUUUCUAAGUCAAAUGAUUAAAAAAAAAGAGUAGUUCUUCUAGCUUGUCAACUUUACGCAGACAUUUAAAACAUUUUUCUGCUCCCUUGAAGAAAGCAAUAUGGAAUCUAUUCAGUAUGAACUCUGUUUAACUUUACCAGAAAACGGUUUGGUUCUUAACUCUGAAAGCUCCUGAUUAAGAGGGAACAUGCAGAGGGAAUUGGGGGAAGGGUUGCUUUCCUCUGCUUUUAGCAGGUGCUGUGGUGUCCCAAUAGAUAUUGAUUUAAGCAUCUUUUGUUGGUUCAAAAAACACAAAUCUGCCUCGCAGCCCCUAAGGGCCUGGCAGGGGGAUGUGUUGACUUCUCUGUCUUUUUCUGAAUGGCUGACUCACUGGGCCCUUUUAAAACACUUUCUAAUUUGGGGAGUGAACAAGGCAUGAAACUCGAUGUGUGGCCUAAUGAGAAGAGACACUGAGAAAAACAGGUGAAUGUUGGAAGAAGCAGAAAAGCCCUUGUCAUUUCUGGGCUCAGCUAGAAAUACUAUUUCUUGACCCACCUACCUCCUUCUGCUUAUGGGGGGGUGGGAUUUCUCCAAUGAAAUCAACAUGGACAUUUUCUUUAGAUUGUGCUGAAGAAGUGAGCCAAGAUCCUUUUUUUUUCCUGUUCUCCCUCCCUCUCUUAUUCAAAGGAAAACCAAUAUUUUAAAGUCCAGUCAGCUCAAAGCAUUUAUGUAGCGCUGCAGAUGUGUUGAGUUCAACCAGGGGUGAGGAAGUAUGUCAGCAUAUGGGUUUGUUGACAGUGGUUCCAUAUAGGCUGGAGCUGGAGUGGGGAAGAGGGGGGUGCCUAGGAGGAAUACUUCCUGGGUGGAAACCAUCUUAAGUGCUGUCCCUGCCUCCUCAGGUGUCAAAGGUGGUAUAUGCCCCCUGUGAUGUGGGUUUCUAGAGGCACACACAUGGGAAUAUAAAAGCUAGACCGACAUGUGAGUGUAUCUGUCUGUGUACAUAGUUACAUAUAUUGAAUGUAUGUGGGUGUGAGUUAUUUAAUUCUCUUUUAAGAUUUGUAAAAGGAAAACAAAACAUUAUUGAACUGGCCUCACAGUCUCAGAAGUGAAGCUUAAGUAGGUGUCUUCUGCAAAUGUGGAAUGUCUAAUACAGUACCUGCUUUUUAUGUGAAUUGAAAUAUAUAUAAUUCUUUGUAAAUAGAGA